AUGGCUACGCCUGCAAUGGAAUCUGCUGACCCCGUGUUCGAUACUUACGAUGGUACGACACAACUAAGUGAUGCUGAAACUGCUAUUCUGAAGGAAGAAUUGAGAAAGACUGAAGAAGAAAUUCAAACGUUGAAACAGGUUCUUCUUGCCCGUCAGAAGCAUGCAUCCGAGCUAAAGCGUAAGCUGGGUUUGAAUCCAUUGGUUGAGCUUGGAAAUGAUAUCAACAAAGGACUAAAGGCUGUCACUGAUACGGAAGCUUUCCAAAAAACAACUGAAGUCGCUGCAGCAACUGCAGACACCGUGAAACACAAGUGGAACGAUGUCCGUAAUUCAUCUCUUUUCAAAUCGUUCGAAUCGAAAUUGGGAACAGCUUACACCAGCGUGAGUGUUUUUCUUCUA
Molecule: messenger RNA, 399 nt
Organism: Ostertagia ostertagi
Lineage: Eukaryota; Metazoa; Nematoda; Chromadorea; Rhabditida; Trichostrongylidae
Source: the annotation of a GenBank genome assembly